Molecule: messenger RNA, 2359 nt
Organism: Ceratitis capitata (Mediterranean fruit fly)
Lineage: Eukaryota; Metazoa; Arthropoda; Insecta; Diptera; Tephritidae
Product: transketolase
Exons: 3
Coding region: 98-2047 (649 amino acids)
Molecular function (GO): thiamine pyrophosphate binding; transketolase activity
Source: RefSeq, a predicted model, not a curated record
AAGUAAUAGUAAAAAAACAGUAAAAAAAUUAAUAAAACUUAAACCAAUCAUUUAAAAAAAAGUUCAAAAUUAUUUUAAGCAAAAUAAAUUCAAAGUGAUGAGUGAGCAUGCGCAAGAAACUAAGACGACAAUUGCACCAGAAGAAGAGCCGAUCCAUUUGGAACGCAUUCAGGAGCUGCAAGAUAUAGCGAAUCGUUUACGGAUUCAUGCUAUACGAGCAACACAGGCAUCUAAGUCAGGCCAUCCCACGUCCUGCUCUUCUAUCGCCGACAUACUUGCCGUAUUGUUUUUUAACGUCAUGCGUUUGGAUAUGAAGGAACCACGCAAUCCGGCAAGUGAUCGACUGGUGCUUUCGAAAGGUCACGCUGCACCCAUACUCUAUGCUGCUUGGGCAGAAGCUGGACUCUUUCCCGUGGAUAAUCUACAAAAUUUACGGAAAUUCGAUUCCGAUCUUGAGGGUCAUCCUACACCUCGACUGAAUUUCAUCGAUAUUGGUACUGGCUCUCUGGGUCAAGGUGUAGCGGUUUCGGCUGGCAUGGCUUAUAUAGGAAAGAAUAUUGAUAAAGCUGAUUAUAGGACCUAUUGUAUUGUCGGCGAUGGUGAAUCAGCCGAGGGCUCCAUUUGGGAGUCUAUAAAUUUCGCCAGCUUUUACAAGUUAGACAAUCUUUGUGUUAUAUUCGACAUAAAUCGGUUGGGUCAAUCCGAUCCCACACAGCUACAGCAUGGUAUGGAUAUUUAUGAGAAACGCUUGGACGCUUUCGGCUUCCACACCCUUGUUGUGGACGGUCAUAAUACCGUAGAACUAAUCAAUGCCUUUGAGGCGGCAGCAAGUACCAAAGGCAAGCCGACGGCCAUUCUUGCGCGAACAUUGAAAGGCAAGGGAUUUCCCGGAAUAGAAGAUCAAGAAAAUUGGCAUGGUAAGCCGUUGGGUGAUAAAGCCUGUGAUUGCAUAAGGAAGCUCGAAUAUUCGAUCAUCAAUCGGUCACCCUGCCCAGUGGCGCUCAAACCGCGAACAAACGCUGGAAUGACAGUACCUGAGGUUAAUAUUAGCAAUGUAAAAUUGGACACACCACCGGCCUACAAAUUAGGAGAACCAGUAGCAACGCGUGUAGCAUAUGGCACAGCACUGACUAAAAUUGCAGCCGGAUGUGAUCGGGUGAUAGCGCUCGACGGUGAUACGAAAAACUCCACCUACUCAGAGAAGCUAAAACAAAAAUUUCCAGACCGUUUCGUUGAAUGUUACAUUGCUGAGCAAAAUCUUGUUGGCGUAACCAUCGGUGCCACAUGUCGCAACCGCACAAUCGCUUUUGCUUCUACGUUUGGUGCUUUUCUAACUCGCGCCUUUGAUCAAAUCCGCAUGGGGGCCAUUUCGCAGGCAAACGCUAAUUUUUGUGGCUCGCACUGUGGCGUAAGCAUAGGCGAGGAUGGCCCUUCACAGAUGGCGCUCGAGGACAUUGCCAUGUUUCGUGCCAUACCAGGCAGCACUGUCUUCUACCCGUCUGAUGCUGUCAGCUGUGAACGUGCUGUGGAGUUGGCAGCAAAUACGCCGGGUAUUUGUUUUAUACGCACAUCCAGACCAAGUACAGCCGUCAUUUACAAAAACGAAGAAGUGUUUCAGGUGGGCAUAGGUAAAGUGAUCAGGCAAUCGCGCAAAGAUAGAGUACUCCUAAUCGGCGCAGGCGUAACGUUAUAUGAAUGUUUGUCUGCUGCGAAUGAUUUGGAAAAAGUCGGUAUAAAAGUGCGUGUUAUAGAUCCUUUCACUAUAAAACCGUUAGAUGCUGGCUUGAUAAUGGUGAAUGCACGUGUAUGCCAAGGACGCAUCAUUGUGGUUGAAGAUCAUUACCAAGAGGGUGGCUUGGGCGAAGCUGUUCUGAGUGCGCUUGCGAUGGAACGCGAUAUGGAAGUGAAACAUUUAUAUGUACCGCAUGUGCCUCGCUCCGGGCCGCCGGCAGUGCUGCUUGAUAAAUUUGGUAUUUCAUCGCGUCAUAUAAUCGAAGCUGUGUCCAAUUACAUGGAAUGCAAAUGCGCAUCUUCGCUCGAGGACUAAAACCUUCAAAUGUUUACAGUUAUGUAUUUUGGUAUAAAUAUAGGGAAGCUCCCCUAAAGAAGAAGAAGAAGAUCCCUCAAAAUAUGGAUUGAAUAAUAUUUUAUUGAAAUUCAAAUUAAAGAAAUAAAUUAAAUGUCAACCGGAAGACGGAACUACCAAUAAAAAUUAAUCGAGUUAUUUAGUCGAUAACAAAAGCUUUGGAAUAAGAGAGAUGUUACACACCACCGUACAUCAUUUUAACUUAAUUCUUUGUUAUUUGUGCUCGAAAUGAUUGGGAAAAAUAAACUAUAACAAUAAAAUUUUAUAUUUAAA